Myripristis murdjan (pinecone soldierfish) is the source of this 1571-nucleotide messenger RNA. RefSeq names its product T-cell receptor delta constant (gene trdc). The transcript is spliced from 6 exons. Lineage: Eukaryota; Metazoa; Chordata; Actinopteri; Holocentriformes; Holocentridae. The record is from RefSeq and is a predicted model, not a curated record. The coding region runs from base 1 to 858 and encodes 285 amino acids.
AUGGUGUGUAUCACUGUGAGGGUGGGAUACCACAGCGACUCAGCCUGCACACACAGCCUGACAAAAACCUCCCUGAGCCCGGCCCGGCUCCGCUCGCCAUGGAACCUUCCAGAACCACAGCUGGACACGACCUCUGACCCCGGUGAGAGCCUGGCUGACUCCCGCCUGCAGGGAUUUGGCUCCAGGCGUCCCGGGAUGGAGUUUUGGAGUUUCCUCUGCCGCUGCGUUCCACCGGCCAAGGCGCACGGCGGGGGUCAAAGGUCAGGAUUUACUCUCCUAAACACAGAUUUCCCACCUGGAGGUUUUUGUAUGGAGCUGUAUCACAGUGCUAAUCCAUUAACGUUUGGGAAAAGAAUCCGCCUGACCGUCCUUCCCAGAGACCCGAAAGACGUCAAACCGACGCUGUCCAUCCUGCGGCCUCAGGUGGGCGGGGGCUCCAACACCACGGGCCCACAGGUCUGCCUCGCCGCCAGCUUCUACCCCAGAGGAGGCACCAUGGUGCUGACGGGUAGCGCCGGCCGGGAGGAGCGGUCCACCAGCGACGCCCCGCUCUGCACCGCCACCAAAACCUACUUCUACGUCGGUGUCUCCAAGAACAGCUUCUCGUCCUGCGAGCUGAACGGCACCACAGAGAACUACAUCGAGCCGGUGACCACCGCCGCCACCACCCCCACCACCACCACGCCUCCUGUCACCACGCGAGCCACGCCGCCAGCCCCCGCUGACCCGUACAGGGGCGCCGUGCCAGUGAACAGGAAGCUCAACUCCCAGCUGCUGCUGAUGAACGGCCUGCGCCUCCUCUUCACCAAAACUCUGGCCAUCAACAUGAUGCUGACCAUCAGAGCUGUGCUGUGCUAGAGGACCCGCGGGCGGCGUGGAGCUGCAGGACGACGCUCGUCUGUCUUCACUCUGAACGUCUUCAUGGCACUUUCAUAAUCUAUAUCAUUUAUUUAGAGGUUAUUUAGUCGAUGCUGUGGGCUGGCCUCAUCUCAGCUAUAGAGGUCAGAGGUCAGAGGUCAGAGCAGCCUAAUUUGGCAGAUGUUGAGAUAUGAGUCUCGGUUUCGGUAGGAAUGAUAGUUGUUGUGUUAUAAUUUUCAUUUUCAGUGGAAAAGCUGUUGAAAUGAUCAUGAUCAAAAUGACAUCAGUUUGUAGUCCUGGCAUCUCUGUAGUGCUAUUAAACUUUACUUACAACAAUAUUUUUUCACAUUUUACAUUUGAUCAAAAACUGCACUUGGCCAUGUUUUGAUUUUGCUGAUAUUUGGAGCUCUGGUGUUGAUGUGAAGUCAGACUGAGGAGGAGUUUUCUCUGAAAGAAAAUAAAGCCUGUGUGGAGGACAGAGGCUCAGAGCUGCACGCUCACGCUCUGAUUUCUGUUUGCAUCUUAUGAUUUUUUGUAUUUUUCUCCUGGCAGUUUCACAUCACAGCUGGACUCCUGAUUGGCUCCCUCUCUAAAUAAUCAGUAGAAGGUGUCCAAUCAGGCCAGCUGGUAGCAGCCACUGUCGGCCAAUCAGAGUCCAGUAUUGUGACACAUUAGUCGUUAUGCUUCAUGUAAAAAACAAACAAACAAAAAAA